AGACUCCUAGUUAAAGACACAAGAACACAACGAUGGCUGAGCUGCGGGCCCCGAGGGCCGGUGAGCGCGACCGGAGCCCCGUUUAGGAACGGUUCGUUUGGACGAGACCAGGACGAAGGAGAGCGGAGGACCGGCGGCUCCGAAUCAGGUCUUUUCUUGAAUCUGCAGCGACGCCCCCGGCGCGUGCACAAAGGCUCCGACGGCGGCCGGCGGGGACUGCCGAGCGCGCGGGAGCCGGCGCCAGAGGUCGCCUGUGCGCGCCCUAGCCAAACCCCAGGCACCAUGCCGCGGCGCCUGCAGCCCCGGGGCGCGGGCACAAAGGGCCCGCCGGCCGCGACCGCGGCGGCUUCGGAAGCGGCCUCGCGUUCCCACCCCUCCGCCUCCGGGGACCCUCCGGCAUCGGCCAAGCCGCUGCUGCGCUGGGACGAGGUGCCCGACGACUUCGUGGAGUGCUUCAUCCUGUCGGGCUACCGGCGGCUGCCCUGUACGGCGCAGGAGUGCCUGGCCUCGGUGCUGAAGCCCACCAACGAGACGCUCAACUUCUGGACGCACUUCAUCCCGCUGCUGCUGUUCCUGAGCAAGUUCUGCCGCCUGUUUUUCCUGAGCGGCCAGGACGUGCCCUUUCAUCACCCGUGGCUGUUGCCGCUGUGGUGCUACGCGUCGGGCGUGCUGCUGACCUUCGCCAUGAGCUGCACAGCGCACGUGUUCAGCUGCCUGUCGCUGCGCCUGCGCGCUGCCUUCUUCUACCUGGACUACGCGUCCAUCAGCUACUACGGCUUCGGCAGCACAGUGGCCUACUACUACUACCUGUUGCCGGGCCUGAGCUUGCUGGACGCCAGAGUGAUGACGCCGUAUGUGCAGCAGCGCCUGGGCUGGCACGUGGACUGCACGCGCCUCAUCGCCGCCUACCGGGCGCUCGUGCUGCCGGUGGCCUUCGUGCUGGCCGUGGCCUGCACGGUGGCCUGCUGCAAGAGCCGCACGGACUGGUGCUCCUACCCCUUCGCGCUUCGCACUUUUGUGUUCGUCAUGCCCCUCAGCAUGGCCUGCCCCAUCAUGCUCGAGAGCUGGCUCUUUGACCUGCGCGGCGAGAACCCCACGCUCUUCGUGCACUUCUAUCGUCGCUACUUCUGGCUGGUGGUGGCCGCCUUCUUCAAUGUGAGCAAGAUCCCUGAGCGCAUCCAUCCGGGCCUCUUCGACAUUAUUGGCCACAGUCACCAGCUCUUCCACAUAUUCACUUUUCUUAGCAUCUAUGACCAGGUGUACUACGUGGAGGAAGGCCUGCGCCAAUUCCUCAAGGCGCCACCUGCGGCGCCCACCUUUUCUGGCACAGUGGGCUACAUGCUGCUGCUGGUGGUCUGCCUGGGACUGGUCAUCAAGAAGUUCCUAAACAAAACCGAAUUCUGCUGUAAAAAGUGAACCUCCGCCUUGCCUUGGAGGAGGCUGCUGGUUCGCCCACCUAUUUGUUUGGAGUUUCUGUUGUUGCUAUUGUUGGUUUGUUUUCAAGUUUUGUUGUGUUUACUUCUUUGCUCAAGGAAGGUGCUGCAAAACCACAGGGAAAAAGUCGAAUACAACAAGGUGGUCUCAGUGCACUUGGGGCCUUUGGAAGAGGGGAGAUAAGGUUCAAGCAAGAGGGAGAGGGCCACUGGUUCUUGCUCCUGGAAAAAAAAUUCCGGUAGUGUUUCUGACAUCCAGGGUUUUUCAAAGGGAGCGAGUAAAAUCCCCAGUAAAACCCCGAACAGUUUGGUUUUCCAGUCGUCGUCUGCACCAGUGGUAAUGACGAGUAGUCCUGGUGAGGUCAGGUAUGCAGUAAAGAGGGUAAGUAGACAAAAUCCCCGGAUACUUCCAUUUCAGUCUGAGGAAUGCUUGGAUUUGUAAAAAGAAUGGAGCUUUGUAGGGAAUGGGCACAAAGACACAAACCCAGAGCUUAACCUGCUAGAAAAUGCAUGGAAUGUGAACACAAAUUAAUUAUUUCAAAAUGUUUCUCAGAUGUUAUUUAAAUAGUAAUAUAUACAAUGAUUUUUCAUAAUUUAUCAAAGCCUGUGAUAUGCACUGAAUUAUCUUUGUUACAUAGUUUUGAAUUUUGCAGCCCUUCUGCAUUGCAUACACUUGAACUGGACAUCAGGGCAAGCUGCUUGAGAAUUCUCAACUACUUUUUUAAACAGUGUUUUCCGAAGGCUUAUGUGUGUUAUGAUACAACUGUGAAUUAUUCUACCUUAGGGACUCUGGUUAAACUAUUGUUGAGGAGCUCAGUGGUUUGUAUACAUCCCAGGUUUCGAUUUACUUCAAUGUAUUCCACACAACCCAUCCAAUUUUUUGUUCGUUUUGUUUUUAAUUUUAUUCUUUCCUUCUCUACUUAUUUAAAUUGCCACUGGAAUAAAUGUGCCUUUUGAAGCAAUGCCCAAAUGACUGGUCCUCAGACAUAGUUUCAGGCAUGGAGAGAGCAGUAAGAAUAAGCUUUUCUUACUUUACUGUAAAUCAGGGUCUAACAUUCCAUCCAAGAGGGAAGGAAGAUGGUGUUGGUUUUAAAAUUUUGGUAGGACUGAAAGGAGCUUACCAGGAGAAAGGGAGCUAACCCACUAAUGUGGCUGUGGUUCCUAAAGCAGCCAUCGGGGAAGGUGAGAAGACACAGUUCUAGACCAAUGCCAUUUAUCCUUGCUUAUAAUUAAAAAUAUAAUAUUCAGGAAUAACUGAGGCAGUUAUAUUAUGAAAGUCAAGAGCAUAUUACUUGAGUUGUAACUGAAGACAUUGACUCAAAUAACAUUACCUUUGCGUGGUUAAACACUGGUCUCAUUUGGAGCUACGCUAUGGAAAUGAAUAGCAGUCACCUUAAAUCACUGAAAAAUUAGUGAACGUGUUCCUGAGAUCCUUUCUGACAACCACACUGGCCAGUGUUAUUUAAGACAUUUCUCAUAAGUGAUAACCUGUACUUGAGAUAACAACUCUAGAUUAACACAAACCACCGAGGUGGCUUAUUUAACUUACCACACUUCCUGACAAGUCCUUUUGGUUAAGAGCCAAAUAAGUCAUUGAAUGGGAAGUCUUGACUUCAUAGGAUAAUUUAGAUCAAGCACAUAAGGUAGAUGAACACUUACCUCAGCACUGGCCGGCUUGAACUCCUAAAAAGAUCGCUGUUUUUGUUUAUGCUUUUAAUCUCUACUUUAUUUGUAAACAGAGAGGCUUGGCACAAUUCCCUGGAGGAGCCAGUAUCCUUGUGCAUUAAUUUGCACACAGAAGUUAACUUUCUCUAGGUCUGUAUUUAAUUUGGAACCUCUUAAUGGGAUCGUAAAUACACUUUGCACAUUUGUUGAUGGAUGUCAGUAUCUAACCUUUUGCAAAGUGCAGGGAGAUUCCCAUUAGGUGAUAGAGGCUGAAAAUUUGUGCCCAGCAUGGAUGUUAUUCCUCAGCUGUAACUUAACUCAGUGCAUGUAUUCAAGGACAGUUGUGGAAAUCAUGAUAUUUCCACAUGCAAACUUAUUUGCAUGUCAUUGUUGUCCCUUCUAGAGCCCCAAAGAAUGUUGGUUUGGAAGCUAGAGAAACAGGUUGAGGAGUGUUUGGUAGCUUCCUUGUAAAAUGGGACCUCCCCUUUCAGAAGGAACUUUCAAGGGGCAGAAUUCUAAAAACGGUCCAUGAGCUUGAGAACAAGAAAUAAACCCUGUAUUUGUCAUUUUAAAUUUGUGUUGGAGAUCUGGGUCUCCAGAAUUCUGGCCAACAGAAUUCCCUUCUCACCCUGUGUCUUUGUCCUUAAGUAGAGGCCACUUAAGGAUAAAAUUAUACCCAUAUCAUUUUCAAGUGAUUAUGAUACGUGAGCCCAGUAAGGUGACACACUUUCCCCCUCAAUGUUUUCAGACCCAGUGUGCCCCAGGGAGAAUGAGGACUCACUUUCUUUCCCUUUGCUGUUUCCUUCCUUUGUCCCAUUCCAUCUUAGUAUUUAUAUACCACAUAUAACAUUGACAAAAGGACAUUCUAGUUGAAAACAGUGGUUUGGCUUCGCUUCUUAUUUGCAAAAAGAUACCCUAUAUGCUAUAUAGGACCAGGGAUGAUUUGAGAAACUAUGUGUGUUAUUUGCUGAAUUAUAUCAGAUUUCUGCCCAGAUAAAUGGUGAUAUUUUAGAUUCAGCAUAUAUUUACUGAAUCUCCAUUUGUAUGGAAAUAGCCAGGUAUGUUAUUACAUAUUUCAGGGGUAAAAUGGCCAUCAGAAUAAAAUAUCUUUGAAAAACAUUUUUCAUGUUCUCCACUUUGCCACAUCCAUUAGGAUUCAGUUUUACUUUAUUGUGUUCAGCUGCUUGAAAUGUAGGACAAAUGAUAAAUAAGAAUGUACUCCAUUAUCUCUCUAAAACCUAUUUUGGCAGUGGAAUUUUGAAGCAUAUUAUGUAAUGCAUUUUAUUUUUACUUGUUAGUCAUGAUCUAGAUGACAUCUCAAGGAGCAGCGUCGUAGAGUCAUGCCUGGAAAGUGAAGGUGUUUGACUUUUUGGAGCCUGUCAUUCUGUGGGCUGGUCUCUGGGGUUGAUGCAGCUAAGUUAGUUGGUUAAAGAGGGUUCGUGUCUUUCCUGUCUGUGCAGCUGCACCCUCAGAUGAAAGGGAUGACCUUCCCAGACCGAAGUGAGUCUUUUGGUCAUGUCAUGACUGCUUAUAAAAAUAAGCGUGAUCUUUUCCACUGGCCAUACACUUUCUAUAAAUAGCCCAGGAAGAAAGUAUGGGGCUUCAGAGCUGGCCAGAGUGGCCUUCACAUGUUUCCAUUCAUAAAUCCUGCCCAUAAGUGCUUGCAGUUAAAAACCAUUUAGCCUAAUUCAUUGUGCCACUCUAGGGUAAUCUUGUCUAGGAACGCAAAAUUGGGAGAUGGAGGUUAUUAUUUUUAUUUUUAUUUUUUCUGAUUUGGUGCUGAAUCUGAGAGCUCACAGCAAUAAUAAACAGGGAUUGUUAUCUUCAAAUCUCUUUACAACUCUACUUAAUUUGCACAAAGCUAGAGUAAAAGGUACAAUAGGAAUUAUCUCCAUCUAUAGGUUAUACCAAGGCGACAGAAUCAAGUUUGCAAACUGGCCUUAGAAUGUGGGGAUGUUUGUGUGCUCACUUGGGAGUAUGUGCUAGUUUGCAUGGCUGUGAUGCCUGGUCAAGCACACAGACACUAAUUGAAGAUGUGUGUCUCCGUAAUUAUAUAUCUACGAUUAAUAAUGUCUAGUAUUUAUUUUAUAUACAGAGAUAGGUCAUUUAUCAUUGUAAAACAGAGUGAAGUAAGAUGUGGUUAUCCUUGAAUUUAGAUUAUAAAAUCUUAAACAAAAUGUACUUAUGUAGUUUUUAUCAUCUUGGAUUGUUUUUCAUCUGUUGAAGUCUGACGCUGCUGACUUCACUCCAUCAGUAUCCUUUGAGUUGGUUUCCACAUUUGUCCAUGUCAUCCUUUUAGUGAUCACUGAGCUCCUACUGCAUGUAAGCCAUCAGGCAAAGAUCCAUCCACAUUAUUACAGCUAUUACCCCUUUGUCUGUGGGGGAACAGAGAUGGGAACACUAGAGAGCCAUCUGGCCAGGACCCAAACGCUGACCUUGGCCACAGCAGAAUGUCCUAAGCCACUGAGUUUGGUUCUUUUCUCCUUUCUGUUGAAGAGAGGCAAUGCAUAGAAUCUUAUUUCAGUUAACGUGCUAACUUAGCCCAAAGCAAUUUCUUUCUUUCCUUCAUUCUUUUUUUCCUCUCUCCUUCCCUCCCUUCGUCCCUUCCUUCCCUUUCCUUCGUUCCUUUUUCUGUCUGCUCCUAGACCUAUGUGACUCUGAUGGCUGUAGAAAUCUUAAUAUAGGAUGCAGGUGAAGCGAUAGCAGGCAUAUGUACAUGGAGACAGUUGAAAAUUUUAUUACUACUAAUCAAUAGAAACGCUACUAACAACCACUUUUGGGGAGGUUAAUAGUAUUUAUGUCAUUAUGAAGCAAGAUUCAUCCAAAGUGCCUAGACUGUGAUAUCAUUAAGUGUCUGAAUUUCAUAGAGAGCAUACUUAUGCUUUAAAAAAUAGGAGCUUCAGUCCGCAAAGACGAACUCAUGUUCUUUAGCCCUUUUCCUCUUUUAAGGUCCUUGUGUUGUCAUCUAUAAAACAUGUCUUAGAAAAAAUUAUUCUGGAAGAAAUUAGUUUUUUUAAAAAGUAUCAGAUCUGAAAAAGACAGGAAGAAGGCAUGAGCAGGGGAGAACAAGGAGGAUUUGACUCAGACAGUUAGAAUGGGACCGCAAGUUCAACUGUGGACAGUUGCUCCUGAGUUUUACGUUCUGUCCCUAGAAAAGCAUGUGAACUUGCAUGGUGUUAGCUCUCAAAUGGACAGGCAAGGAAUUCUCUUUGGCAGGCUAACCACGUCCUGUAGUUUUUGACCUGAGCACUACUGCCAAGGUAUAUUUUGAGUAGUACUCUUACUGCUGGCUUAAUGUCCUUAAUUUGUUUCCAUAAAAUUAGGAUCUAAGGCAAAAAGGCAUUAGGGGAUAGCCCAGCCAAUUGUAAAUCACCUUUUGAAUCAUUUCUUUGAAGGACUGCCAAUAUCCUCUAACACAAAUUGCCUGACAAAAAGCAAACAAGCCCAGACAAACCGAAAAAAGAAAGCAUUCAUUGGUUAAGCUGAGUGAGCACCAUUGUAUUCCAAUGGGAUAGGCUGCACAUUCUCCUGUUGAAGGUUUUCUUCCUCUUCACUACUAUGAAUAAUGAUCUUUUAAUUGUGAAAAUAGGUAUAGAUUCUUAAUUACUCUUCCAAAAAUCUAAUACAAAUUUUUGCAGUUGUUUCAAAAGAACAGAUGUAUUGCAUUUCUGGUUUGCAGAUUUCUAACCAGCUUGUAGACAUUUUUGUUUUAGAAUAGCUUCUUAAGAGUCUGUGAACAAGUUGCAGAAUUAGAGUGUUUAUAUAUAGGUCAGAGGCCAAGAACACUCCGGUGGCUGCUAACUGUGGCAGGAUGUGACUUUGGAAAGCUCGGAACACAUCCAUCCAUGCAACAAAAUGAUCACUUAUUUACUAUCUAACUCGGUGGAAAAGAGCCUUUUGUUUGAGUUUUGGAAAAUGUUCCCCAAUGUAUUGUGCUUCUAAAUGUGAUGCAGGAUCCUCCAUCUUUUUUGUUCUCGAUCAAUCUCUGAAAGCUGUUCCAAACAUGGCAUUCCUCAAGGAAUAUUUUGUGAAUGUGCAAAAGUAUUCUCGAAUGUGUCAAUGUGGCAGGCCACCUUUCUCAUGCCUUACAGCUCCACCUAAAAUAUGCAAUAAGCAUCCCCGUAGGAGUGAAAGGGUCUUCAGAUGGUUAUUUAACCGCGCUGUGGAAAUGGCCCUGCUCCUCACGGCUCACCCACCACAUUGAGAAAGGACAUCAUGUAAAUAAACCUUUGUUUCUAGUUGAGGGGCGUACGGGGAUACACAUGAAUCUCGUUUCUUCUUUCAGUUCCAUCUGUAGUUAGAAAGUGUAAUCUUUUUAAUAUGCUGGAAGCAAAAAAAAAAAAUAAUAAUAGGAAAACAUUUUAAAGAGGUAUUCUAAUUUUCUAUCUUACAAGUUUAUAAUAGCAAUUUGUUUGUAAAAAACAGGCCUUAGCACAUAGAUGAGAACCAGCGCUUUUUGGAAAGCCUCAUCUUUGUCCUGGGAGUUUAAUCACCUUGAGCUCUUACCCAAAUGACGAAGACCUAGUAGGUCUUUAAAAAUGUAAAUAAUGUAUAGUUUACAGAAGGGUAAAAAACCUUUUUUUUUUUUUAAUGAAGAAAACAGGUCAGAUAUGUUCUAGGUGUGUAACAAGGCUAAAUUCAACAUCUUUUAAAAAUUCUAGUUAGAAACUUCAUUAAAUCCACUCUCCCAGCAAGGCUUAGCAUGGAAGGUCUAUUUUCGACCGGGUCAAUUUUCUCUUAUGGAGGCUAUGAGCAAAAUUGUUCUAACAAAGCAACUGAGUACCAAGGCAAAGGGGAUGAGGCACAGUUCACUUGGAUGAGGGUAUAACCACAGCAAAUGACACAGCCAGGAAACCGGGCACACACGUGCCCCUCGUUUCUGUGGAGUGGGAAGGAGCCGAGAGCCCCACACCAUCGCUACACAGACAAGGCGAAGGCUAUCUGGUUGCAGGGCUGGGGAUGAACCCUUGGCUGUUCUUUUAUCUGCAUAAAGCCUGUGGUGGCUCUGAACUCCUCAUUCCAGCCUUCCCCCAGGCCAUUCCCACCACCCUGGAAGCCUUCGGUUUUCACAGCCUCCUCCUCUAAGACGAAAGGUUUCUAAAAGGAUUUCAUGUGUAUCUAGGCCUUGUCCAACCAUCUGCCUUAUGAGGUUCAUCCAUUUCUAAACCAAGGAUUUAAAUACGAUUACUGCGCUCAGAUUUACAAGAAUGUACAAUCAGCAGGUCCCCUUUCGCAGUAAAGGGCAUUUAAUUGAAGGCCAUACUCAUUUUUUCCCUCAGGUCAGAGGCAGAGGGAGGAUUUCACAGUGACCAAGUAGACACCUCCUUGUACCAGUAUUUUCUUUUUUCUAAGUUCAUUUAAUGGUGAUAAUGGAGGGAGAAAGGAGUAAAGGAUAAUGCAGGCCUGAAGAAAGAAACCGAGGGGAAGAUCCCACUGCUUGCGAAAUUAUUUCUUCUUAGGCUGCCUGACUCCAGCCAUCACCUACAUCCUAAACAGCUGUAUUUAGCUGGCUAGAGAGGCUUCUCAGGAUGUGUGAACUUCCAUACAGGGACUAUGUACGAUGUGAUUUCAAAUCAAUAGUGUUCUCUGCCAGAGAAGCAUUAUUUAAUCAUAAUUCCACGUUACCUUAUAAAUCUAUAGAAAUAGGUAUCACUUUGGUCAGUUCUGUGCAUGUAACUAACAAAAUUGUGACUAAUUUCUCUUGUAUAGUUUGCUAUGAUUUUGGUUUUCUGAGGUAUUUGUUCCUUAUGGUCUUGAACAUGGAAUUCUAUAUUAAUAAUAUAUGUAUUUUUUGCUGAAAAACAAAUGUAUGAAGUAAGAAUAAAUUAUUUGUAA
Molecule: messenger RNA, 8933 nt
Organism: Mustela erminea (ermine)
Lineage: Eukaryota; Metazoa; Chordata; Mammalia; Carnivora; Mustelidae
Gene: PAQR9
Product: progestin and adipoQ receptor family member 9
Exons: 2
Coding region: 283-1416 (377 amino acids)
Cellular component (GO): membrane
Molecular function (GO): signaling receptor activity
Source: RefSeq, a predicted model, not a curated record